Anguilla anguilla (European eel) is the source of this 1955-nucleotide messenger RNA. RefSeq names its product hexosaminidase B (beta polypeptide) (gene hexb). Gene Ontology annotation, molecular function: beta-N-acetylhexosaminidase activity. Bases 70 to 1701 code for a protein of 543 amino acids. Gene Ontology annotation, cellular component: membrane. Gene Ontology annotation, biological process: glycosaminoglycan metabolic process; carbohydrate metabolic process; ganglioside catabolic process. The transcript has 14 exons. The record is from RefSeq and is a predicted model, not a curated record. Lineage: Eukaryota; Metazoa; Chordata; Actinopteri; Anguilliformes; Anguillidae.
CUGAUCUUGUGAUCAGUCAGCUGACUGUUCAGUUUAUAAACGUUCAACAGCGACUUCGCUUCAUCCAUCAUGGUUGCACUACUGGAGAUAGGAGCUCUGUUGCUCCUGGUUACUGCUUGCCAGGGGCGAUAUAAGCAAGAGACGGAUCUUCCUAACAUUAUAAAUUCUGAAUACGGAUCUCUAUGGCCUCUUCCACAAAGGGUGCAGAUAUUCUCCGUGGCAUUUAGUCUAAGCAGGAAUCGUUUUCAAAUAGUCCAUUCGCAGGAGUCUUCGGCUGGUCCCAACUGCGACCUUCUGCAAAAUGCGUUCCGCAGAUAUUUUGAGUACAUGUUUGGGUUCACUAAGAAACUGGGAGAGUACAGGAGCGGACUGGCAUCGGAGGUGACUGAACUACAGGUGUUGAUCACAUCGGUGGAUUCCGAAUGUGACACACAUCCAAGUGUAACAUCUGAUGAGUCAUAUGAACUCACGGUAGACCAGCCCACUGCUGUACUGAAGGCCAAAAAGGUGUGGGGAGCCCUCAGAGGACUUGAGACUUUCAGCCAGUUGGUGUAUGAAGAUGACUAUGGAGCUAGGAGCAUUAACAAGACUGCCAUAGUGGACUUCCCCAGGUUUGCCCACAGAGGCAUUUUACUGGACACCUCUCGUCACUUUCUGCCCAUAAAAGUCAUUCUGGCUAAUCUGGAAGCCAUGGCAAUGAACAAGUACAAUGUCUUCCAUUGGCAUAUAGUAGAUGACCACUCCUUCCCAUACCAGAGUCCAUCCUUUCCGGACCUCAGUCAAAAGGGGGCCUACCACCCAUAUACACACAUUUACACACCCUCAGAUGUGAAGAUGGUGAUUGAAUUUGCGCGGACAAGAGGGAUUAGGGUGGUCUCUGAGUUCGACACUCCCGGGCACACACAGUCAUGGGGGAAAGGUCAGAUGGGGCUCCUGACUCCAUGCUAUGCUGGGGACAGUCCCACGGGAACUUUUGGGCCCGUCAACCCCAUCCUGAACACGACCUAUGAAUUCAUGAGUCAGUUCUUCAAGGAGGUUAGCGCCGUUUUCCCCGACGCUUAUGUUCACUUGGGUGGAGAUGAAGUGGACUUCACCUGCUGGAAAUCCAACCCUGACAUUAAGAAAUUCAUGGAUGAACAAGGGUUUGGUACGGACUACAGCAAGCUUGAAUCUUACUACAUCCAGAAGAUACUGGAUAUUGUUGCUGCAACCAGCAAGGGCUACAUGGUUUGGCAGGAAGUAUUUGACAAUAAAGUGAAGAUCAAUCCUGACACACUGGUUCAGGUGUGGAAAGGAAAUGCGCAGCAGUACCAGAAGGAGAUGGCUGCAGUCACAGCAGCGGGCUUCCAAACCCUACUUUCCAGCCCCUGGUACCUCAACCGCAUCUCCUAUGGGCAGGACUGGCAGCAGAUUUACAAGGCUGACCCCCACAACUUUAAUGGAACCGAGGAACAGAAGAAAAAGGUUGUUGGUGGAGAGGCCUGUUUGUGGGGAGAAUUUGUGGAUGCCACAAACCUCACACCCAGACUUUGGCCCCGAGCAAGCGCUGUAGCAGAACGGCUGUGGAGUGACCAAUCCGUGACCAACAUCGACGACGCCUACAGUCGCCUCAUCCAGCACCGCUGCCGGAUGGUCCAGCGAGGGAUCCCGGCUCAGCCCCUGUACGUAGGGCACUGCGAUCACGAGUACAAAGGCCUCUGAUGGCCUCUUACCGCUGGAGCCCGGGGAACACGGCAGCACUACUGUGAAGACAAAAAUCAACUCUGCACUAAUGUUUUUAAACCUUUUUCUCAACGGGAGAUCAGCUGCCUGCAUUAAACAAGCUUGCGCAUUCGCCGAUAAAAUGCAAAUCAUAAAAGGAAAUUUUCAGUCAUGCGACAUACAUCCUUCGUGUACACAGAUUUAUUUUUGAGAAACCUUUUUAUAAGCGUUUGAUUGAUUUUCAAAAAAUAAAA